AUGCCUCUCUACGACGUUGAGUAUGUGACUCCUCUGACUCUUGAACAACAAGAGCAGCUCGCCAUUGCAUUUACGACUGAGCACUCACAGCGGUUCAACACUCCACGCUUCUUUAUAAAUGUUCGCUACACAGAUGUGAGCAACCAGGUCGUUUUUCGCGGGGGCGUUCGACAAAGCUAUAACCGCGUCAUAAUCCGUACACGAGCCGGCAGUAAUCGCACGAAUGAAGUGUACUUGGACCACUGCAAACAAAUCGUAACCCACUGGGAGAGGAUUGUAGGGCGUCAAGGCGAAGAGGGACUGCGCACAGUUUGGGUGAUGGGCGCCUUGACGACGGCGCUAGAAGCCGGGAUUGGCCGCCCGAAAACGGGAGAGGAAGACCAAUGGAUCCAAGAUAACAUGCAACAUUUCCAGGCACUGGCAGCAGCAGGCGAUAAGGACUUUGUCGAGCUCUUACAAGAACUAGAGGAAAAGAAGCAGGGAGCAAUAUAG
This is a messenger RNA of Trichoderma citrinoviride, 492 nucleotides long. RefSeq lists its product as hypothetical. The coding region runs from base 1 to 492 and encodes 163 amino acids. Lineage: Eukaryota; Fungi; Ascomycota; Sordariomycetes; Hypocreales; Hypocreaceae. The record is from RefSeq and is a predicted model, not a curated record. The transcript is spliced from 2 exons.